This is a messenger RNA of Peronospora farinosa, 399 nucleotides long. Lineage: Eukaryota; Oomycota; Peronosporomycetes; Peronosporales; Peronosporaceae. The record is from the annotation of a GenBank genome assembly.
AUGUUUAGGUCACGCAAUGGUCGCUUCGCAUUGAACAAAACUGGUGUGAUUGCAUUCAUCUUGGAGACUAACGCGCCGUCAGUCGCGAUUGUCAACACAACCGAAGUCCCCAUUGUUGAUCUCGCCGCGGAAAAUUUGGCAAUUUCUGUAGCCAACAUGAUCGAGUCUUUGCUUGAGCUGAGCACCGCCCUUGGUGAUGAGCGUAGCCCCAGUGCCAAGGGUGGACCAAGCGAUCCAAAGAUGACCGAGUUUUUGCCGCCGAUUCUGCCUCACGAGCUAGUGCAGCUCAAGCGGAAUUACUCGAGAGUUUUGCUGGCGGGUUUGCGAGUGUGUUUACUUGCACCCCGAUCGCUACUCAUGGCAGUACCAGUGAUUUGGCUAUAUGUCGAAGUGAAAUGA